This is a messenger RNA of Protopolystoma xenopodis, 234 nucleotides long. The record is from the annotation of a GenBank genome assembly. NCBI's taxonomy places the organism in Eukaryota, Metazoa, Platyhelminthes, Monogenea, Polystomatidea, Polystomatidae.
AUGGUUCAACCGUUUUGGAGGAAGGGCCGAACAAAAUUCGACGGCAACGCGAAGCGUCACAACUUGGAGAAGCCCGACACUCGGCGCCCCAACAACCCUAACGCUGAGGCUAAACCAUGUGAAGCGACAGACCCGCACGAGUUGCCACGCAGCGGAUGCGUCUCCACAGCAACUUGGUCGACCGCAAACGUGAUUCUGUCUCGAGCAAGUUCACCUGAAAACCUGCUCUCUUGA